AUGAUAAAUAUAUCGAAACGUAUAUUCUCCCAAUUACAUUCACAGAGGAAAUAUUUGGAGCAAUUCUUAUCAAAUAAGUACUUAUACGGGAAGCUGGGACCAAAAAAUAACUCCGACGACUGCAUUAAAAAGGAGGGGGUAUCGAAUGCUGAGAAUCAAAUAGGAGUUUAUCUUAAAGCUGGGAACCAUGCUAAGGACAUUGUAAGGGCAUGGUGCCAUAUACAUGAAACUGAGAAGGGCGAAGAGUCCAAUGAUGAUCUGUGCUAUGCUUUUUACUAUUGGUUAGGGGGCGAAGUAUCGAAAAAUUUAAACACUCCUGGUUCAUUUCAAACGGUCAUGGGAGAAAUUUACAAUGAACUGCGGAAGUUAAAUCGCAGAAGUAAGUGUACAAGGAUAUGUCCUGAUAUUGACCAGAACGAAUUCGACAAGAGAAAAAUAAUAUACGAUUACUCUGAGGACUACUUACUUAUUUUGACAUAUUCACCUACGGGGAACGAACGUUGCUGUAAAGAAUAUUCCGAUUACCUGAAGAAAGUUGUUGAAACAUACCAAGACGUAUAUACGAGUUGUGGAAGUAAUGCUAGUAGUACGUGCUGCAAAAAAUUUGAAGCAGUUUUUGGGAAAUACGGUAAUGGGAAACCUUCAGAUUUAACAUGUAAUGAAGUAUCGUGCCCAGGAGAUGACUUCGAUUUAGGUGACGCCGUCGUCGACGGUGGAAAUGACGAUCCACCACCACCACCAAAACUCAAACCAAACCCCAAUCCAAAUCAAGCCGGCAGCAGCGGUUCUUUUUCGGAUGCCGAUUUAGUGGAUGGUGUUUCUGGUGGAGAAGGAAAGGGAGGGAGUGACGGUGGUGGUAGUCACAGAAAGGAAGGGGAACAAACUGAUAAUCCUGGUAUCGUUCCUGCUGCUGUGUCUGGUGCAUUAGCUGGAAUAGGACUGCCUGCCUUAGCAUACUUUUUUUACAAGUAUAAACCUUUCUUUUUGAGGAAGCAUGACCGUUCUGAAGGAAGAAGAAGGAAAAGGUCCCUUAGGAGAAAAUUUAAUGAGUUUGACGAUGACGACGACACAUUAACAACGGCAUAUUCGUCCGAAUAUUCAAUUCCAUACACUACAUCAUCAUCCACCAGAUGA
Plasmodium coatneyi is the source of this 1134-nucleotide messenger RNA. Its product is annotated as Variable surface protein Vir7-like protein. The transcript is spliced from 2 exons. Gene Ontology annotation, biological process: homotypic cell-cell adhesion; T cell extravasation; positive regulation of neutrophil extravasation. Bases 1 to 1134 code for a protein of 377 amino acids. NCBI's taxonomy places the organism in Eukaryota, Apicomplexa, Aconoidasida, Haemosporida, Plasmodiidae. The record is from RefSeq and is a predicted model, not a curated record.